AUCAAAUUUUCCACUGUUGUGUUUACAUGUUCUACCUUGUGUUACGGCAAUUUCGUAUUCGUAUUCCAACAUUGCAUUCUCGUAAAACCAUGCAUACGAAUCGUUUUUUCUAAAAAUACAUUUCCCGAUUAUGAUGGUACGACUUCAUUUAUCGAUGAUGAUGGAUCAUUAAAGAAUGAGCUAAAAAUCUAUGUUAAAUCUAAUUUUACUCGAUUAUUUGAUCAUUGGCAACAGCAUUUAAAUACUUUCUUGCAGACAAACGAUUCAAGUGUUUACACUGGUACGACUGGAGCGGCUAUUCUUUAUCUCAAAAUUUUUGAAUCAAAAUUUUUUCCAAAUCCUGAAUCCUAUCUACACAAAGCAAAUGAAUUGAUCGAAAUUGGUUUAAAAAAUUUCCGCCGUAUUCAAGUUCCAACCUAUUUGUGCGGUGAAAUUGGCCUACUAGCAACAGCUACUUUGAUUUAUUAUUACCAAAACAAAGAUUAUGGCCAAUUAUUGAACAGUAUUCUAUCUAUUCAUUCAAAUGUAUGUUGCAUAGAAUCAAAUCUGCCAGAUGAAAUCCUCUAUGGAAGAGCUGGUUAUCUUUACACAUUACUAUUGCUUCGAUCAAAAAUACCAAAUCUGCAUUCGUUGAUUACUGAUGAUAUGAUUCGUCAGGUUAUUUGUGCUAUUUUGGAAUCUGGUAAAAAAACUACUAAAAAUUUACAUAGCAAAUGGCCAUUAACUUAUGUUUGGUAUGAUGAACACUAUGUUGGUGCUGCUCAUGGUUAUGCUGGUAUACUUUAUCUGCUUCUUAAAUCUAUUCAAUACAUUUGUUCGCAAGAACUUCAAACUUUGAUACGGCCAACAUUGAAUAUGAUUGUAGAUACACAAUUUCAAAGUGGAAAUUUUCCCGCUUGUUUGGCUGAGAAUGAAGAUAAAUUAGUACAUUGGUGUCAUGGUUCUCCUGGAUUAAUCUAUCUAUUGGCCACUGCACAAUCGAUUUUUAAGGAUGAAAAAUAUUUACAAGCUGCAUUGAAAGCCGGCGAUGAUAUCUGGCGAAGAGGAUUAUUACGAAAAGGUUAUGGAUUAUGUCAUGGAACGGCCGGAAAUGCUUAUGCUUUUCUAUGUUUAUACACAUUAACUAAUGAUCAAAAACAUCUGUACAGAGCAAUCAAAUUCACUGAAUGGUGUUGCAGUUAUGGCCAACAUGGUUGUCGUACACCGGAUACACCAUACUCAUUGUUCGAAGGCAUGGCCGGCACCCUUUAUUUUUUUCUCGAUAUCAUCAAUCCAUUCGAAGCUGGAUUUCCAGCACUUCAACUAUGAAUUGCAUGUUUAAACAAAAACAAAUUCAAAAUUUUUUUAUUCAUCUGUAUAACAACUGAUUAUUAUUGUGUUAACAAAAAAUCAUGAUAUUCAUUUAAUCAAAGACAAUCUGUUUAAGACCAGAAUUGGUUAUAA
Molecule: messenger RNA, 1443 nt
Organism: Dermatophagoides farinae (American house dust mite)
Lineage: Eukaryota; Metazoa; Arthropoda; Arachnida; Sarcoptiformes; Pyroglyphidae
Product: glutathione S-transferase LANCL1
Biological process (GO): carbohydrate metabolic process; peptide modification
Cellular component (GO): plasma membrane
Source: RefSeq, a predicted model, not a curated record